UCAAGAGGGCAUGAGAGGUGGGUGUAGGGGUUAGUUGAAAUGCUGGCCUUAUCCUCAAUUCAUGACAAGAAAAGGUUGCAGCAGAAUCUUAAUGAGGAAGAAUCAAUGGAAAUGGUGACCCUUGCUUUUAAUAUACCAGUGAGCAUCAUGCAUUUUAUCUUUCAUAUUUUACUCGAAAUGAGCAUCAUGCAUUUUAUCUUUCAUAUUUUACUCGAAAUAAACAUUCUUAAUGUCUAUAAAGUUAGUUUGAUAGGGAUAUGUAAGAAUCUGUCCGAGUUUCUUCAUUUUAGUUUUUGUUUUCACAUUUUCCUUUCCCUCCUGGAAGGGGCGGAGAUUGUUGAUGUCCUACUAAGUUGUUCUGAUCCAUAUGUUUAAUUGGGACCAAUGAAUACAAAGGUGGAAAUGAAUAGGAUGAACUCUAAUCAAUCUCCACAUAAGCUGCAGACUUAUAUUUCACUGYCUUAUGCAAGUUGCUGCCAUGUCCAAUACGAAUUAAUGCACCUCCUCWAUGAUUUCUUAUUUUCCUACUUCUUUCGAGUAUGACGAAUCAGGGUUGACAUUGUUUUUAAAUUAGGAUGACAAAACUCUCUUAUUUCAAAGGCUCGAGACCUUCUCGAUCUAUGAUGAUUGUAUAAAAUUUUUAUUUGAUACUUUCACGCACCUUAUAAUAAAUGGAGUUAUAUUUCCAUGCCUUAUGCUCAAGAUUUCAUUACUGCUAGYUAUGAUAUUAUUGAUAUUCUUAAUGGCUGAUGCUAUCACCCCGAUUGGCCAAAUAAAAGUGCUUUCUGGUAAUAUUUUUUGUGUGAUGGAUCUUAUUCCAACCAUAAUAUGGUUUUACAUAGAUUGAAGGACGUGUCUUUAGAUUUACCAUUACCAUUCCACSUUAAGUGAUGCCAUAUGCAACUUUGUUGUGAAAAGGAGGGUCACUAUCAAGCAAAUCAUCGGUAAGGGCUGUUUUCAUUAUCCAAACAACUAUCUGAAGGAACUUGCACUUUUCUAUCCAUUUACUUGUGUCUUCCAAAUUGUUUUGAUUAAACAAUUCAAUCCACCACCCCUUCACCAGCCUUUAUAAAUACAUUCAUUUAUGCAAAGUCACCAUAUCCAAGCUUAAGCAAACGUACAAGCUUACCUUGUUCUUUCAGCUUCUUGUUUUCCGAUCCUCUAAAAGCCUUUGGCGUUUUCCCCCUCCAUCUUUUGUUAGUAUAACUAUAGCCAUUUCAUUUAUCUUUGAAUAUUUGGUUAUAAAAUCUUUUGGAAGGUAGAAGAGUGAUUGAAUUUAAUGGAUACAUUGAGAAACUUGGCAUCACAGAAAGCAGUAGUGAUUUUUUCCAAGAGCUCAUGCUACAUAUGUCAUAGCGUCCAGACACUUUUUUAUGAGCUUGGUGYGAGCCCUGCWAUUCAUGAGCUUGACCAUGAAGCAAAUGGGCGAGAAAUUGAUUGGGCUCUUAGAGGUCUAGGGUGCAACCCUUCUGUUCCAGCUGUGUUCAUAGGAGGAAAGUUUAUAGGUACAUCAAAAGAUGUUAUUUCUCUCCAUGUUAAUGGGGACCUGAAACAAAUGUUGAUAGAUGCGAAGGCCAUCUGGUUGUAAUGCUACAAAAAGCAAAACCUGAUGGCUCUUUCUUUGUUUCUUUUUGUUUUUUUUCCGCUUUUACUAUGUUGAAAAGGCUCGUACAAAAUGUUGUAAGAAGACUCUAAUAGUUAUGGAGUUUACUUACUGAACUGUAUAAUAUGAAGCCAUGCUUACCUGAGACAUCUAAAUGCUAGGAUAAGUUUUCCUAGAAUUCAGUAUUGCUUCCAGUUUUGUGCAUUACGAAGAAAAUAGAAAUAACAAUUAGACAUUAGAACCUACCACACUGUCUGAUAUGUAAGAUUUGCUUUUAUCUACCGAAGUAGAAUAAAUUAUUUAUUAGUUUUGUCCUAAAAAGUGAGUAAUAAGAUAUGACAUCAUCACAUGAGAGGUUUCUGUGUAUAAAACUGGUAGUUUUUGGUUUCAAGUCUACCAUUGAUUUAAAAUAUGAAGGUGCAUCAACGAGGAAUUAUGCACUUUAAAUGAAAAUCUCUUUUUGCAAAUUGAAUUUUCUUCUGUUUGGAGCUAUCAUGGGCAAUAAUAUGUACUUGUUGAUUGUUGUGCAUUUCAUGAUCUUCAUACUGCUGCCAGACUGAAGCUGCUUGUGCACAUCAUUGUUUAAUUAUUAGGCAAGGCCUUUUGAUAAAGACAUGCACAUAUGUAAUCACCAGGUGAAAAGCGAAUGUGCCAUGGAAUUGCAUUUUUAGAGCUAUCUCGUGGCAGUUAGGGAAAGAAAGAAACGACGGAGGUUUUCAAGAUUCUUUGUCUACGGAAGAUUUUUUGUGGAACAAUGUACAACACAUCUUUUUGGUGGUGUUUGAAC
Momordica charantia (bitter melon) is the source of this 2390-nucleotide messenger RNA. Its product is annotated as glutaredoxin-C11. The record is from RefSeq and is a predicted model, not a curated record. NCBI's taxonomy places the organism in Eukaryota, Viridiplantae, Streptophyta, Magnoliopsida, Cucurbitales, Cucurbitaceae.